CAUCCACUCGGGUAAGCAUGCAAUUCUCAGUUACUGGAAUGUCCCGGUUGGCUAUCCAGACAGGGGCAGCUGUGGACGAAUUGCGAGUGCCAAACAUCAAUGCCAGAAGUUCGCGUGUUCUUGGAGUCCUGCCUUCCGCGACCGCGCUUAGCAAACGAUAGCUUCCGGACCUGCCAUCACCUGGAGAUUCAGGGGCACUCUCAUUGAUGAAAGUUCUCCAUCCCUCGGGAGGAACAACGCAACCACUUGCUGCUUCAUGAGGAGACCCUCUCUGGAUCCUUUUUUCUGGAUAGGGAACACACGUUCUCCGCUUGCAAGCUCCAGGAAAACGUGUAGCGACAGUAGCGUGGCGACCUUUCGGGCUUUCAGGGACUAGACUUGACUUGGUUCUUCGGGCUUCGGAUUCACUAACGAGAAGAAGCUAAGUUUGGAUUGCUUUUUUUCUUUGACUCCUGUUGUGUUUGUGAAGGAUGUGACAUCCCGUGAGUACCAUUCAAAUUUCAUGUAAAGUUAGCUUCGUCUUUGCAAGGGAUUGCUGGCACAAAGUAGAGGAUCCGCUUGAAACACAGGUCAAUUUUACCUUAUCGUAUCGUGUCAUGUUUUUCUUCUGCAAUUUCUGUCCUGUCCAGACUUUCAGGAACUAGACUUGACUGGAAGUGAGGCUGUUUCUUUCGGGCUUGGAAUUGACUAAGUCGAAGGAGAAGAAGCAGAAUCAACUUACAGCUCUAGCAAAUCAACAGAGCCCUCUGCAGAUGUACGCAAUGAAGCUGCUUAUUGUCUCAGUCUUCCUGGUGUGGAUGAUUUCUAUACUUGCGCACGGAACCAAGUAUCAUCUGCCACAAGGGUGGGAAGUAGUAAACAACAACAGGCUGCCAGAAUUCACAGCAUCACAAGGCAACGCGAGCUAUCGGCUGCUCCAAGCGGGUAACACAUCCCUCGUAAGUCAGGAUGGGAGAUUUGCUUUAUCCUUCUUCCGAUUCAAUGACUCGCCCAGGUACUACUUUGCAUUAGUCUUUGGUGCCAGCAAUUAUACGAGCAGCUCAGCAUCAGGUGUCUGUGUUUGGAGUGCAAACCGGGACAAUCCUGUUACUGAAAAUGCGACUCUUCAACUCUCGGAUCAAGGUCUGUUGCAAGUUAUGGAUUCAGAUGGAAGAGUGGUCUGGAAUUCUCCCCGUGGAGUUUCUGGGAUAGAGGUUCAAGACAGUGGGAACGUCGUUCUCUACGACUCCACAGGUGGUGUCUCCUGGCAGAGUUUCGAUCAUCCUACAGAUGUUCUCUUGGAGGGACAGGUUAUAGUUACGGGACAGAGCCUCGUGAGCAGCAGCAGUUCAUCGAGCCUGUCAAGUGGGAGCAUGAAGAUGGAAGUUGUGGCAAGCGGUCUUAUUUUCUUGCUGGAGCUUGAUACCGUGCAGCCUUACCUGGUUUGGAACAUGUGGAAUGGUAACUUGCCGUCGGACGUGACAUCGAUCAACACGUCGUGCCCGUCUUAUCGAAUAGCUCUCCAUUAUUCUGCUGGAAGUGUAGAAGGGAGAUACCAGGCAACAAGAAACAACACCAGUGAUCAGCCAUGCGGGCCUCCCACCGCCGCAGUACUUGGAAACUAUAGCAGCACUGACUUACACUAUCUCAAACUUGACAUCGAUGGAAAGCUGAUUCCUUACAUCUAUAACUUUGGACGAGCUUCGUGGGAAUCCGGCCAGCCUUUCAUGAGCAACAUAUUUGGAUCCUGCCUCCCGAUGACGUGCGAGUCACACAGUGUUUGCGCCGGAAGCUCUCAGUGCAGCUGUAUAGUCCAAGGCCAGGAUGGGGAUCAGGAGCAAACUUGCCCGAGUCCGAGCGACAUACCUCUCGUGUGCAACCACGAAGUCGAGGCUGAGAACCACCAUUUUUUCAACGUGACUGGAGCAGGCUACUUCUCCAACAAUUACACCAAGGCCGACAGAGUUUCCACCUUGAGCGAUUGUUGGAACUUGUGCCUAUCGAAUUGCUCCUGCAGCGCACUCUUUUACAACAAGCAGGCAAGCACCUGUUUUUUCGUCGACCGGAUGUAUGGAGGCCUCACCAGAGAUCCAAACUUCGAUGGUUUCCUCAAGCUACAAAACGCAGAGCUUUUUGUGCGGGAGGGGCCCAAGGAUCGCACACUUUUGCUUGGAGUGAGCAUUGCUGCCGGCUUUGUUCUGCUAUUAACCUUGGGCUUGGUCGCGCUGAGAAUCUGGAAGCACAAACUCGACAAGGACGCAAGAACUUUGUCUCUGGCACUGCAAGGCUCGGCUCAGAAGUACGCUUACAGGGAGCUUGAGGUGGCGACUGCGAGCUUCUCGUCAAGCGUUGGAAAAGGUGGCUAUGGAACUGUGUUUAAAGGGACGCUGGCAGACGGUAGACAGGUGGCAGUCAAGCGUCUGGAAGAUCCCAAGCACAGUGAGAAGGGAUUUAUCGCAGAGAUGGCCUCGCUGGGACGGAUUAGCCACCACAACGUCGUCCAACUCUAUGGCUUUUGCUCCGAGAAGAACCAGCUCAUACUCGUCUACGAGUUUAUGGCAAACGGAUCCUUGGAUAAGUGGCUGUUUGAGGAUGGCUGCCUGGGAUGGGAGAUACGCCGGAGUAUUGCUCUUGGAUUGGCUCGAGGUCUGGCUUACUUGCACGAGGAAUCGCGGCAGCUUAUCAUCCAUCUCGACAUCAAGCCCGACAACGUUCUUCUCGACGAUAAGUUUUGUCCCAAGCUCGCAGAUUUUGGCUUGGCAAAGCUGGCCAAGAGCCGGGACGCAAGCCAGACCGUGACUGAUGUUCGAGGAACUCCAGGAUAUCUCGCCCCGGAGUGGCUCUUAAACUCGGCAGCGACGAAGAAAUGCGACGUCUACAGCUAUGGCAUGGUGCUGCUGGAGCUCAUAGGUGGGCGAAGGAACCUCUCCAAGCGUUUUAUCUUCGGCAGUGGCGGGCACGACGAUCGCUCCAUGGACGAGGAAGAACGGGCUUUGUGGUGGUACUUCCCGGCCUGGGUCGUGGCUCUAGCGAGAAAAGGGGAGUUUCUCCGGGUUGUGGACGCGAAGAUCCGAGACACUGUAGAGGAGGAUCAAGUGAGAAAGCUCGUCCAGGUCGCGCUGUGGUGUAUCCAGGAUGAUCCAAGGAGAAGGCCGUCGAUGGAUGCAGUCGUCCAGAUGCUGGAAGGCCGGAGGGAGAUUUCGGAGCCGCCACUCUCCUUCCGGUUUGCGUUGAAAUCUCCGGGAGUUCUUCGAUUUGCUUCCACUGCUUCCAUGGGCGUAAGCGUGGCGGUACCGACUGAGCUCUCAGGUCCAAGGUAGCAAAAUUUGAAUGAGUGGAUAUGCCUGGAAUAUGCGAAUUUUAAACUUCUAUACCGAGCUAGAAUAUUCUUACAUAAA
Selaginella moellendorffii is the source of this 3377-nucleotide messenger RNA. RefSeq names its product G-type lectin S-receptor-like serine/threonine-protein kinase At5g24080. The record is from RefSeq and is a predicted model, not a curated record. The transcript is spliced from 4 exons. Bases 753 to 3299 code for a protein of 848 amino acids. Gene Ontology annotation, molecular function: protein serine/threonine kinase activity; ATP binding. Gene Ontology annotation, biological process: protein phosphorylation. NCBI's taxonomy places the organism in Eukaryota, Viridiplantae, Streptophyta, Lycopodiopsida, Selaginellales, Selaginellaceae.